Molecule: messenger RNA, 2630 nt
Organism: Zingiber officinale
Lineage: Eukaryota; Viridiplantae; Streptophyta; Magnoliopsida; Zingiberales; Zingiberaceae
Exons: 6
Coding region: 2124-2444 (106 amino acids)
Source: RefSeq, a predicted model, not a curated record
CAUGGUACAAGAUGACGGGCGACGCGUGAGAGGGAGACGAGAGCAAGUCGACGUCCCAAGGUCUCCAGUAUCUCUCCGGCCCAACGACGACUCGAUCGAAGCCCGAUCUCAAUGCGGAGCAUUUGAUUCCGGCCGCGACGCCUACGACAAGAACGUUCGCGGAACAGGCGUCAUGUGAGGUGGAGCGGACGAACGUGCGGUGAGGAAACAAGAAAGGGUUUAUGUUUGAAACCUCGAAGUCCGAGGCCGCUGAGUGUUGCCUCCGGUUCUAGUUAUCGAGUCCUGCUUUAUUCUGCCGCCGAGGAAGUCGAGCUCGACAAACUCGCAGGCGGAGCCAGAGAAGGAUCUCUUUCUUUUUCUUUUCUUUUUUCCGGGUUAUUUCGUGAAACCGAUCAAGGCAGAGGUGGCGACUGGCGAUGCAGUAGUCCCGUCAUCUUCGCCGGCUAUACCUUUCUUGGAGGAGUGGAAGAACCUGAGUCGACGGGCUGGGAAAGGGGUUUCUUUUUGAAGCCAAUACCGUUCUUUUUUCUUGUUUUUAAUCUGAAAAACCAAGGAAAGGUCGUAGAGCGACCCUCGGUCAAAUAACCGCCAGCCUGCAUUUGGAUCCCUCAUCAACCAUCUUGUCUGCCGAAUCAGUUGCUACGGAUCAACUGUUAUUAGUGCCGGUUUCCUCCAGGUUUGUCUCGUACAUUUGUUGAUAUAUUCGAUUCUUCAGAGAAAUAAGAAAUACUAGUCUUUUUUUAUCCUUCCCCUUUUCGAUCAAAUUAUGGAAAGAUUGGCUUAUGACACGACGAGAGAAAGUGAUUAUGUAAACUGGGCGGGAGUGUCGAUCUCAGAUCAUCUAUCAAUACCACUGAGGUCGCAAAGAAUUCGUGAAACUAGAUUCAGGUUUGGAAAUGUGGGAAACUUGAGCCAUUGUUUUCUUAUGAACUAAAAACGGGAAGAUUACAACCAUUUUCCAUUUAUCUAUGAUAACAUCUUCGGUGUCUUCCUUCUCAUCGGUGUGCUUGGAAUGAUGUGUGAUACAGAAAUAGUAGUAAAUAUGUGAUUAUAAUUUUGUGGUUGUCAAAUUUUUAUCAUAAAGGGCCCAUCCGUGACAUUUUGGCUUUAGGAAUUUGUGAUGUUAUUGUUAUUCAUAAAUAUUGAGACUCUUGAGAAGGAACUGAUAAAUUUUCUUAGAAUUAGCUGUUCUGGAUUAGCAAUCAUACUUUUUAUUGACAGGGCCAGCAGUUUAAGUUCUUCCUGUCAUUUUUUAAUUGGAGUCACUAGAAACCUUAGAACAACAAGAAUGUGUAGUUAUUAAUUAAAUAAUUAUAGAAAUAUUGGAGACAUUUGCAAUAUGAAUAAAGUUACAGAAACUCCAACAAAGUCUCCUUUGACCCAUGGUUUAAAAUUUCAUUUCAUGUCGUUUUGCUCGGCAUUCGGCAUCGGCACCCGCUCGACACUAGCACGGUGGGCGAGGCAGGUGGGAUGCAAAAAAAGAUUAAUAAUUUCAAUAAACUCUUAAUUAUAAAUAGGAAAUCUAAAUAGGCUUAAUCAAAUCCUAAUAAAACUAUCAUAUUAAUAUAUACAUAUAUAAUUUAUUUUAAUUUUGAAAAUAUAUAAUAUAUUUUAAUAAACUAUUUAUUUACUAUAUGGAGGUGUCGAGAUCCCAAUUUUUUAAAAAUUUUAAUUUUUAAUUAAUAUAUUUUAGAUUUAAAAAAUAUCAAAAUUAUAUCGACACGACAUGAUACGGUACCGAAACCAUAUCAUUCCAGUCAUAAAUUGAAACUCUGAUGCUGGUCGAGAUUUUAAACCAUGCUUUGACUUCUCAUCCAAAAUUCAACUAAUUGCUUUGUUCUCCUAUUUCUAUUUGUAUGUAAUUGACUUUUUGUUUAUACAUGUUUGUAUCGACGUUGAUAUCUCAGAACUUGGUAGAAAUUUAAAGAAAGGAUAAAAUAUUAAAUCUUUCAAAACAUUAAAUGUAAAUGUCUCAACAGGUGUCAAUUUCUGUCAAUCACUGAUAUCCUGUUGCUGUAGAAGUUGCACUAAUGUUCAAAUAUGGAAUUAGAUUUUUUAAAGAUUUUUGUUCAGUACAUCGAUUUGUUAUCUAGCCAGAUUUUGAGAAAAUUUUGAUUCUUUGGAUGAUUGUGGUACAAAUUGGCUCUGUCAAAUAUUGGCUAUCCCAAUGGUGUGCAUGCUUGGAUGUGGUAGAAUGGCAGCAAUGGAAAGGUUGCUUAAGAUUAGAAGUAUUCAAGGAAUUACACCAGAAGAUGUGUUCAACAGAAACAUUGCUGCUCAGGCUAUACACCAUGAAUUCCAGGAUGCAGAUGAGGCAAACUUACUUGAAGAAGAAGAUAAAGGAAAGGAAAAGUUAUAGCAAAGGAAGGCGACAAGGAGACACGUAUGUUUUUGACCAUAGACCAUUGACAGACCCUCUUUACCUGGUUGUUACCAGCAUUUGAUUCAUUAGUCAUGAGAGACAACUGUUCCUCCUCUUUUGUAUAUUUUCAGAUGGUGGUCAACCAUUCUCACUAAAGGAUAUAAAUGUUGCUGCAGUGCAUUGUGUAAUUUUGAACCCUAUCCAUGAUGUGUUGGAUAUUGAUGGUGGUAUUUCAAGCUUUAAGAAGCUUCCAAAGAAGGGAAAGAAA